AUGAGGAACAGAGAGGAACGAGCUUUGAGGAAUAUUGCAGCUAAAAGGAGAGGGACAAGAGCACCCUCUCAAGGAACUACCAGCCAACCAGCUGAGCCAGCUCCUACUGCGACCACUACCCAACCAGAUUUUGCUGGGGUAUAUCAGGUGAUGACUCAGCUCCUUCAACAGCAACAGCAAAUGCAACAACUGAUACAACAACAGAUGCAACAACAGAUGCAGGCCAUGGUACGACCUGCACAGCGUAUGGACUCCUGCUAUGAGAGGUUCCGUAGGCUGAAUCCUCCUAUGUUCGAGGGUGGAGCUGAUUAUUUAGCUGCUGAGACUUGGAUUCGAGAAAUAGAAGAAAUGUUUGAUGCACUACAAUUUCCCGAAGACGUCAAGAUCAGACUGGCGAUACCCAUGCUUAAAGGAAAUGCCAAGUUUUGGUGGACGGCCAUGAGAGCUACAUUCGAGGGUGAUGAUGAACAACUGACUUGGGAUGGAUUCAAGGAUAUAUUCUAUGAUCAGUAUUUUCCUAAGUCAGUAAGGCUGACAAAGGAGAAUGAGUUCCUAUCUUUAAUGCAGUCAGAGAAUAUGACGGUGCUGGAGUAUGCCAAUAAGUUUAAUGAAUUAGGCCGGUUCUGUCCUCGACUUAUGGAGGAUGAUCAAAGCAAGGCCAACAGAUUUGAGCAAGGCUUGAGAUACGGAAUUCGAUCCCGGUUGUCAGUUCUAAUUUUUAAUAGUUACAGGGAUGUACUCGACAGGGCUCUGAAGCCGGGGCACAUAGCACGUGACUGUCCAAAUAAAAAGGAGAAUGACUCUGGGCCUGCCAGACCUAUUGAUCAAAGACAGAAGGGUGGUGCACGGGUUUUUGCACUAACACAGCAGGACGCUAGUGCCAGUGACGAAGUGGUGGCAGGUAUGAUUCCCAUUAAUACUAUAGAUGCUUAUGUAUUAUUUGAUUCUGGCUCUACUCAUUCCUUUAUAUCCUCCAAGUUUUUUGCCUCCUUGAAUCGCACACCUGAUAAGCUAGAUGAGCCACUACAUGUUGCCACUCCUCUUAAGAAAACAGUAGUAGUUGAUUUUAUUUUUAAGAACUGCAUAAUUCAGAUAGGAGAUAGAGAACUGAUGGCAGACUUGAUACAAUUAGAUAUACAUGACUUUGAUGUGAUUCUUGGGAUGAACUGGCUGUCUGAAUAUCAUGCUCAUAUUGACUGCUAUGGCAAGAAGGUAGUGUUCCAGAUGCCUGAUAAUCUGAAAUUCUUCUACCAAGGUGAUGCACCCACCAUAAAGCCCUCCUUGCAUAUUAUUUCUGCUAUGAGUGCAAGGAAGGUGCUAGGAAAGGGAUGUCAGGCCUAUCUAGCCUAUAUUAUGGACACUCAAAAAGAAUCAGGACCGGACAAUAUCCCUGUUGUAAGGGAAUAUCCAGAUGUUUUUCCGGAGGAGCUACCUGGACUACCUCCUAAUCGAGAAAUUGACUUUGAAAUUAAUCUCAUACUGGGUGUUGGACCAAUCUCUAAGGCUCCUUACCGGAUGGCCCCUGCGGAGCUGAGAGAAUUGAAAGUUCAGCUACAGGAGCUUCUAGAUAAGAAAUUCAUCCGCCCGAGUGUUUCUCCAUGGGGAGCUCCUGUACUAUUUGUAAAGAAGAAGGAUGGAAGUAUGCGGCUGUGUAUUGAUUACCGAGAGCUGAACAAGGUGACAGUUAGGAACAAGUACCCUUUGCCCCGCAUUGAUGACUUAUUUGAUCAGCUGCAAGGUGCCCAAAUCUUCUCCAAGAUAGAUUUGCGAUCCGGUUAUCAUCAAUUAAAAAUAAGAGCUGAGGAUGUGCCUAAGACUGCAUUUCAAAUCAGGUACGGCCAUUAUGAAUUUUUGGUUAUGUCUUUUGGACUAACCAAUGCACCUGCUGCCUUUAUGGACUUGAUGAACAGAGCCUUCAAGCAAUAUUUGGACCACUUUGUUAUUGUUUUCAUAGAUGACAUAUUGAUCUAUUCUAUGAGCAAGGAAGAACAUGAAGAUCAUUUGAGAAAGGUGUUGCAAACUCUUCGGGAGAAGAAGCUCUAUGCCAAAUUGAGCAAAUGCGAGUUUUGGCUGGACAACAUCGCAUUCCUCGGGCACGUGAUUUCCAAAGAAGGGAAGCGAGCAAAGUUUGAAUGGAGCGAGGAUUGUGAACGAAGCUUUCAGGAGUUAAAGCGAUGGUUAGUGUCUGCUCCCGUUCUCACUCUGCCGUCUAAUACUGGGGGUUUCACCAUUUAUAGUGAUGCCUCCAAGAAGGGGUUAAGCUGUGUACUGAUGCAAAAUGAUAAAGUAGUGGCUUACGCCUCUAGACAUUUGAAGCCCUAUGAGCAGAACUAUCCGACACAUGAUUUGGAAUUAGCAGCGGUAGUCUUCGCUUUAAAAAUUUGGCGACACUAUCUGUAUGGGGAGCCAUGUGAUAUAUUUACUGAUCACAAAAGCUUGAAGUAUAUAUUUACCCAGAAAGAGUUAAACAUGAGGCAGAGGAGAUGGCUUGAAUUACUGAAAGAUUAUGAUUUAAAUAUUAAGUAUCAUCCGGGGAAGGUUAAUGUGGUGGCAGAUGCCCUCAGUAGGAAGUCAGCAGUGGGCACAACAGCCUUGCUCACUACUCAAAAGCAAAUUUUGAAAGAUCUCCACAUGAUGCAGAUUGGGGUUACUACCAAGGAUGCUGGGAGCAUGCUGGCUAGUUUGAUGGUACAACCCACAUUGAUAGAGAAAAUAAAGGCUGCCCAACAAACAGAUGCAUAG
Messenger RNA from Phoenix dactylifera (date palm), 2742 nucleotides. The record is from RefSeq and is a predicted model, not a curated record. NCBI's taxonomy places the organism in Eukaryota, Viridiplantae, Streptophyta, Magnoliopsida, Arecales, Arecaceae.